Molecule: messenger RNA, 1883 nt
Organism: Hyaloscypha bicolor E
Lineage: Eukaryota; Fungi; Ascomycota; Leotiomycetes; Helotiales; Hyaloscyphaceae
Exons: 4
Coding region: 127-1632 (501 amino acids)
Cellular component (GO): Cul4-RING E3 ubiquitin ligase complex
Molecular function (GO): protein binding
Source: RefSeq, a predicted model, not a curated record
CUCCUCUCCAUCCAUUACCUCUGACGCCUUGUUGGAUGCUAGUGAUACGGCCCACUCUCUGGGAUCAACAGUCGAACACAUGAUAGAGAAUCGCGGAAGGUGACCAUUCAUGAAGUCGCGCUCGACAUGGAACGUCCAGUCCGAGAGAUUCCUGGUUACUACUACGACAAAGAGAAGAAGAAGUACUUUAAGAUUCAGUCAAGCGGUGCCGCACCUCCUAGUUCAGCAUACUCUCAACAAGACGUCAAAGAACGGAAAUUAAAUGAUGAAAAAGCAGAAUCAAGAGCCUUGGCAGUAGCACGAGAACGGCGUCGUAUUAAACGCUCGAAGAUUCUCUUAGAGCCUUUAGCUGGAGGUUUACUCGCAAGAGAGAAUGGGUAUGAUGGUCUGGACGCUUCCGAGAUUCUUGCUAGAGGACUUGUGUCCCAGGGAUACAUUAGCGCCAUGAUGCAGUUUUCUUCCUGCAGUAAUCCCUUAUUCGCCUUUGGCCAUAGACCCGACUUGGGUCCGUCGAUAUCAGAUCUUUGGAUAGUAUACGACGACCAACUCUUCACUCUUCGAGUUAACUCGGACAAGCAUGCACGCUCAACGAACCAUGGUUGCGUGGAGAUAUGUCAUGAUUUCAGCGUCCCGGCCAUCAACAACGCAAUCUGGAGGAUCGAAAGGUUUGGUCACUCAGGCACAUCAACAUCUAUCAGCACAAAUGAAGCCAGCCGGCGUUUAGCGAUGACUUGGUUGGCAACCUCAGCACAGGCGGGGAUAGCAGUCACUGCCAUGGCAGGCAUUGGCGAAUUAGACAGCCCAACCAUUAUCCUUGGCCCAGGAUUUUCUCGAGGAUCUGAUGUCAGCAUCUACUCCUCGACUGCAGCUCCAUCCUCCUCGUCCCUCCUCUUUGCCUUCGGAACAGGUCAAGGAAUUCUCUCCCUCGAUAAACAACGUCAUGACAUGAACUGGAUAAGCCCUCAGCCAGUAUCCGGAGAAAACCACCCCAAAGACAUCUUCUCCCUGGAAUUCCUUGACGACAAUCCCUCCAUUCUCCUCUCCGGUGGCAGACCGGGAAUUCUCAACAUCACAGACCUCCGAGUCCCCGUAUUUGGACGCAAUGCAGAUAUAAUUACUCACCCAAGUUCGAUCACGCACAUCAAGCAACUCGAUGCCCACCGCAUAUUGGUUGCUGGUUUGAAUUCCAGUCUCCGUCAAUACGACCUCCGCUUCCGCAAAGAAGCAACACUCUCAUCCGCCUGGCCCCAAACAUUUUCAAAGCAUAGCUCUCGACGUAAUCGCCAUCCUACGAGAUAUAUUCUCGCGUACCCAGAUUACUGCAACGAGGCGACCAUCCAACUCGGCCUCGAUGUUGAUCUCGAAUCUGGCAUCGUAGCAGCGGCUCAAGAGCAAGACGAACAUCGCUCUCAUGUUCAGUUAUUUUCCCUGCACGGCGGACACAAGCUAUGCUCACCAUACCUGUCAAAAAGAAGGUAUGUUGAGGAUGUUGCGAACGUGAAAUGUCUGAGGUUUGCGAGGGAUAUCGAGGGCAGGAUGAAAAGUUUAUAUGUUGGGCAGCCGCCGGAUAUCCAGAGAUUUGCUUCGGCUGAGCCCGAGGAGGCGGAUCCUGAGGAGGCGGAUCCUUAUUGAGGCUGCAUCCCUUAUCUGGUGAUAUUAUGACAAAGGAGUAACAGUUAGGGUUCGGUAUGGAAUCGGAGUUGAGGCUUGGAUAUACUGUACCCUAAUACCAUUUCAGUGGAAUGCUCGUUGAUUAUUCCGGGGCCCCGAGGGAUGUUGAAAAGCUCUAGCCCCUGAAUGACUGUGUAGGUAAGAUUACAACGGGAAGCUUUGACUGUUGAUUAUCCAAGACCCCGAGGGACACUGAAAAGCUCCAACUCCUG